Molecule: messenger RNA, 1234 nt
Organism: Rhodofomes roseus
Lineage: Eukaryota; Fungi; Basidiomycota; Agaricomycetes; Polyporales; Fomitopsidaceae
Exons: 5
Coding region: 340-1191 (283 amino acids)
Biological process (GO): mycotoxin biosynthetic process
Source: RefSeq, a predicted model, not a curated record
ACCUGAACCACUUUCGCUUCGAGGUCUAGUUAGCAAUAUGAUUACUCCCAAUAUGACGCCCCGUAUCUGUACUACUCCGCAACACAGCAACAAAUGUAACAAGGGUCCAUCCGUCAGUUGGCUGUCAAGCACGUCCAGAUGUUGGAAGUUUCGGCGCGCUUUCAACAUCCCCAGUUGGCAGCCUGGGAUUGUACUGCCCUAGUCGCACUGGAUAGCAUCAAUUCGCCCCUCAAAUACCUCUGGCCCGCGAGUGCCAGUUGGUACGCCCUGACCGCUACUGCUUAGUUCCCUUCCUACUGAAUAUCGCCAGCUCGCACAUUUCUCGCGUGUCCCCUAACGAUGCCAGGAUCCGAAGUGCGUUAUGCCCGCAUGCCGAGUGUCGACUCGAACUACAAGGACGAGGACUUCGACCCGACGUCGCCCUUUCCCUGCGACAGCCAUGCAGCGCCAGUUCCAAGCCACAGCGAACCGAACGCCCAGCAGACUACACUUCGCCGCUACUGGCCGACCCUAGUCGGUCUGACGUUCUUCUGCGCUUCUCUUGUGCUCUUUUAUCGGUCUCUCCACGUCUCGGAGACACAGUGCGCGGAGCGACUGUCUGCAUACUCUCCUGCAAUACAAGCAGUGGAGUACAACGACGUGGUCUUCAACGGCUCUCUCCGUCACCCAUCCGAGUUCCGCGGGUCUCCCACUCCGGAGCUCGACGCUGCAUGGGACAGAAUCAGCGGCCUCCGACCACUGCGUCUGUCCGAAGACGACCUUGCGAAGAUCGGGAAGGAGUCGACGCCGUCCCUUGCCAAGUACCACGAGGAAGACGGAGGGGGCUACUUCGCGACCAUCGAGAUCGCGCAUCACAUGCACUGUCUGAACAUGCUCCGCAAGGCCACCUACUGGGACUACUACGCACCACUCGACGACAGCUACCAGAAGGACCCCGACUUCCACCGCGUGCACCUAGACCACUGCAUCGAGCUGUUGCGGCAGAGCCUCAUGUGCACAGCCGACGUCGGGCUCAUCACCUUCAACUGGGUCGGGAACCACCGCACGCCCUGGCCGGACUUCAGCACGCAGCACCGCUGCCGGAACUUCGACAAGAUCGUUGACUGGAAUCAGGCGCAUAGCGUCCUGAUCUACGGGCCCAGCCUCACGCGCACCGAGGGCGUGGUGGACUUGCCGGAGCCAGGGCCUUGAGGCUUGAGAGACGUCCUGUUCGUGGCGAUGCUAAUAUAAAUUA